This is a messenger RNA of Camellia sinensis, 3071 nucleotides long. The record is from RefSeq and is a predicted model, not a curated record. NCBI's taxonomy places the organism in Eukaryota, Viridiplantae, Streptophyta, Magnoliopsida, Ericales, Theaceae.
GCUAUUAGAAUAGCACCAAAUAACUUUUGUUUAGAAAGGAAAGGCAAGGAAGGAGACUGUGCCCGUCGAGACUCUGUCCCUGCAAAUUCUCUCUCUACCUCUGUACGUCUCUCUUCGCCACUAAUCCAAUCCCAUCCUCUCUCUCUCUCUCUCUAGAUAGAAUCAAUCACCGAGCAAGCAAAGCGAUAGCCAUGUACAACAAUGCAGAGGAAGAGUCUCCAAUCCAGCCCCUCCUCCCUCAUCACUACCUCCGUCGAUCAGCCUCCAACACCACCUCUCAGCUAGCGAUCGUCGGCUCAAACCUCUGCCCCAUCGAAAGCCUAGACUACGAGAUUGUAGAGAACGAUUUCUUCAAGCAAGACUGGAGGAGUCGGAGCAAGAUCCAAAUAUGCCAGUACAUAUUCAUGAAGUGGACUCUCUGUUUCGCUAUCGGAAUCGUUGUCGGUCUCGUCGGUUUCACCAACAAUCUCGCCGUCGAGAACGUUGCUGGCUAUAAGUUCGUCGUCACUUCCGACAUGAUGUUGGCUAGAAAGUUUCUGGCGGCGUUUCUUGUUUUUACUGCCUCAAAUUUUGUUCUCACCUUGUUCUCUAGUAUAAUGACGGCGUUGAUAUCGCCGGAGGCUGCUGGUUCGGGUAUACCUGAAGUCAAAGCCUACUUGAAUGGCGUAGACGCCCCGGGAAUAUUUUCUCUACGGACUCUGCUUGUUAAGAUCAUUGGUAGCAUUUCUGCCGUGGCAUCAUCUCUUCAUAUUGGAAAGGCAGGGCCCAUGGUGCAUACUGGUGCAUGUGUUGCAGCGUUAAUGGGUCAGGGUGGGUCAAAGAAAUACAGGUUGACAUGGAAAUGGUUACAGUUUUUUAAGAAUGACCGAGACCGACGAGAUCUUGUAACAUGUGGAUCAGCUGCUGGAAUAGCUGCUGCUUUUCGUGCCCCAGUUGGUGGUGUGUUGUUCGCUCUUGAAGAAAUGGCAUCAUGGUGGAGAGGUGCCCUUUUAUGGAGAGCUUUUUUCACAACAGCAGUUGUUGCAAUUGUGCUUCGGGCUCUGAUUGAUUUUUGCUUUACUGGCAAAUGUGGGCUAUUCGGCACUGGGGGUCUUAUAAUGUUUGAUGUCACUUCAGCAAAUGUUACAUAUCACCUUGUGGAUGUACCUCCUGUUUUUCUUCUUGGCGUGAUAGGGGGCAUAUUGGGAGGUUUAUACAAUUUUCUUUUAGAAAAGGUUCUCCGGAUUUACAGUCUAAUUAAUGAGAAAGGCUCUGCUUACAAAAUACUUCUUGCCUGUUCAAUUUCGAUUUUUACAUCGUGUCUUUUAUUUGGAUUACCGUGGCUUGCAUCUUGCCAGACUUGCCCAAUUGAUGCUACAGAAGCUUGCCCAACAAUUGGUCGGUCUGGAAACUACAAGAAGUUCCAAUGCCCUCCAAAUCACUACAAUGAUCUUGCCAGCCUCAUUUUCAACACAAAUGAUGAUGCAAUCAAAAACCUAUUCAGCAAGAACACCGACGCUGAGUUCCACUUAUCAUCUAUGUUCAUAUUCUUCGUCACCUGCUUUUUCCUCAGUAUCAUAAGCUAUGGGAUCGUGGCUCCUACUGGUCUCUUUAUACCUGUUAUCUUGAUUGGUGCAUCUUAUGGACGUUUAGUUGGAAUGCUAAUUGGUUCACGUUCAAAUCUUAACCACGGCCUUUUUGCUGUCCUGGGUUCUGCUUCACUUCUUGGUGGAUCUAUGAGGAUGACAGUUUCCUUGUGUGUUAUUAUCCUAGAAUUGACCAAUAAUCUAUUACUUCUACCCCUCAUAAUGCUGGUUCUUCUAGUUUCAAAGACUAUAGCUGAUGGGUUCAAUAGAAAUAUUUACGACCUUAUAAUGAAAUUGAAGGGUUUUCCUUACCUAAAAGCUCAUGCUGAGCCGUACAUGAGACAAUUGACAGUGGGUGACGUGGUCACAGGUCCACUUCAGCUCUUUAAUGGCAUCGAGAAGGUUAGUAACAUUGUACACGUUCUCAGAACUACAAGGCACAAUGGGUUUCCUGUGAUAGAUGAGCGUCCGCUUUCUGUAUCUCCAGUUCUGUUUGGUUUGGUCCUCCGUGCCCAUCUAAUCACGUUACUAAAGAAAAAAGCUUUCUUGCUAACUCCAGUACCAACAGGCACUGAUGACUUUAAUCAAUUCACAGCAGUGGAUUUUGCAAAGAAGGGUUUGGGUAAUGGUGACAAAAUAGAAGAUAUAGAAUUGACUGAGGAAGAGAUGGAGAUGUUUGUUGAUUUGCAUCCUUUUACUAAUGCUUCCCCAUAUACUGUUGUGGAGACAAUGUCAUUGGCAAAGGCUUUCAUACUUUUCCGAGAAGUUGGUUUAAGGCACCUGUUGGUUAUCCCUAAAUUUUCUAGUAGAUUGCCAGUGGUGGGUAUAUUGACGAGGCAUGAUUUCAUGCCGGAACAUAUCUUGGGUAUGCAUCCUUCGUUGAUAAACAGGUGGAAAAGAUUAAGAAUUCAGUUUCCUUGUUGGGAUAAAAUCUUUUAGGCCAUCCAUUUCAACCAAGCACUUGAAGUGGCCUUGGAAUCAAGUUUGUAAAUACAUUCUUAUGGAGCUGUACAAUAUUAUGAAAUCACAUUCGGGAUUGCUACUGUGCUCUUUCUCAAUUUCGCAUUAUGAAAUCCAGAGCUGGAGAGGGAUCAUAUUUAGGAGACAACCACCUAACUUAUAUCCGGAUGCAUUUGGUAAGUCCGACUGAAAUGAUGAUAUGAGUUACUUUCUUAUAUGGAUGACAGAUUUUGCUCUAGUCUAGUUUUUGUAGUUUGUAGUACACGGUCAAUAACAAAUGCUCCGUUGAGAAUGUUGAGCAAUUUUUAUGUUGCAGUAUUGAUAGACUAAUCAAUUUCUGUACGAGGACGAAUCCAUAAACUCGAACUGAAAUGUGCAGAGAUGCCAGAAAGAGGUAUAUGGAUUAGGGUUUUACUACUACUUUAUGAUAUGCUAGCGAGGAGGCCGCAUGCUAGCUAGUGCCCUUUACAUUUUUGUUUAAAGUUCCAAUUUGUAAAUGUAUUAAAGCUGGAAUAAAAAAGAGAUGAGAAUAAAUUGUGAUUAUCA